AAAUACGGGGAGGAGGUAGUGAGGAAGAGCAGAGCAAUUGGAGACAUAAAGGGAGUCGGACGGGGGGUGGUAGGUGACAUCUGAAGACAAUAAAGACACCCCAGCCGGGGGUUUCAGUCGUCUUCCUCACACCAGGAGAGCGAACAGGGACUGCGCUUUAUCUCUGAGUUGGGAAUCAAUCUCGUCUGUGGCUGGAUGGACAAAACAAAAGAAUUAAAAAGGAAGUUAUUCUUCCUCUUCGUUGCUACCUUUGUCUUCCUCCUCUUCAUCACUGUGAGAACACCUAGGAUAUACAGGUCCACCCCAAAGCCGUGUGGGCCUGCAAAGAUUUGCCCCUUCUACAUCUCUGAGGAGACCAUCACCCCCCUCAACAAUACUAAGCACUUACUAGUGUCAGCCUUCAUGGACCACAGAGUGAAUGGCUUUGAUAUACGCAUCAUUGGGUUAUUAAGGACAGACUCCAUCCAACCUCUUUACUGUCUUUUCUGCUGUGACGGCCACUUAUCAACUCCAACUCUAACUCCAACUAAGAUUUUACAACACCCGGAAAGCUUUGGUUUUCCCUUCGUCACUACAGAUUUCAUGUGUCAGAUUCCUCAAAACUGCAAUGCCACACAUGUUACUCUUCUGACUGAGCCAGACAGACAGACGGUAUUUAACCAAAUUUGGCUUCCUAUAAGAAACAAAAAGACUGAGGGGAACAGGGAGAAAAAGUUGAACUUCACAGUCUGCAUCUCCAACCUGUUUGGAGACUACAACAAUGUGCUUCAGUUUGCACAGACCCUGGAGAUGUACAGGCUGAUAGGUGUGGACAGAGUGGUGAUCUAUAACACCAGCUGCGGCCCAGAACUCAACCGCCUGUUGCAGAUCUACAGUCAGGAGGGCUUCGUGGAGAUGGUUCCUUGGCCCAUUCACAAACAUCUGAAUCCAUCUCGAGGCUGGCUCUUCUCAGAGAGCGGUGGGGACGUGCACUACUUUGGACAGAUGAUCACGCUUAAUGAGUGCAUUUACAGAUCCAUGGACCGGUCCCGCUACGUCCUGUUGAACGACAUAGAUGAGAUUAUAAUGCCAUACCAACACAACAACCUGAUGUCUGUGAUGAACAUGCUCCAACAGCAGCAUCCAAAUACGGGGGUGUUCCUCAUUGAGAACCAUAUUUUCCCCAAGAUUCAUUUUGAGCCAAGUGGGAGGUUUCACCUGCCUCAGUGGAACGGGGUGUCAGGGGUUAAUAUUCUGGAGCACAUCUACAGGGAAGACCCUGACCGAAGUAAAUACCACCCGCACAAGAUGAUAAUUCAACCAAGGAUGGUGGAGCAGACUUCAGUGCACGAAGUGCUCAAGAAUUUUGGACAACAAUACAAGGUUCCUUUGGACGUUUGUCGGAUCAUUCAUGUCCGUGUGCCUCAGCGUGGGGGGUUAAAGCUGGAGCAGCUCAAUGUGGACAAACGACUGUGGGACUUCAGCGAAAAACUGAUUCCCAAUGUGGACAAACAACUGAAGAGAGCAGGGCUGCUAAACUCAGAGGGGCAGAGCUGAUGGAUGGACAGAUGGACUCACAUAAUGAACAUGUUAAAUCCGAUGAUGAAUGUACACCCUAAUUUCAAAACUGGUUAUAUCUGGGCAGGGGAUGUGAAUAUCAUUGCCAUUGUUUUGUGCUGUAUGUUUUCUGAAAUGCUGUCUUAUUUUGCACUUAAUGGCCAUUUGAAUGACUUGAAUGCUGCUCAGUUGUCAAAAUUUAAAGAAUGUUAAACAUUUGAAGCACUGUCGAUAUACCAUGUGGUAUAACGGUUUAACGGCAGAAUAAGUGUCAAAUAAGCGUUUCUAAGUAUAUUAAAAUCCCUCCAUUUUAUUAUCCUCCCUAUAUAACAAUGUGGGUGAAGGAGGUGUGUGGGAGAGGCAAAGUCCUUAUCUCAUUAGCUCUGUAUGUCUCUAAAAAUCUGUAUUGCACUGCUAGGGCACGGUCACACAUGCUGACUAUCGCCUGCUGACAAUUAACCACACACACUUCUUUGCUAUUGGUUGAGGCUCUGAGGCCUUGCGAUGCCUACGACUUCGCCAAAGUUCACCGGGACACCGCAAAGUUGGGGUUAAGGCUUGUAAGGACACAGCAGUUAAUGGAAUGAGAGAGCAACAUCAGCACCACCAAGUUAACACAUUUGAUUUUAUUUUUGUAUUCAAUUUCCUUUUUUCUCUUCUAUUGGUCUACACCAACUCCUGUAGGAAAUAUCUGGCUCCUUAGCUGUGAUCACAAGCUAGUCAUUAACCUUGUCUGUCUGCCAUUUGGUGCUGAGUGUAACAGCUGCCUGCUGCUGCCAAAAACAAGGGUUAAUGAGAGAAUGAACCAAAAGUUGGGGGCUGUGAAACAAAAACAGUUAGCUGACAGGUGCUUUGUGGAGCUCAGGGGAAUUCUGUGUAAUAAUAAUUAAAUAUUUUUUACAAGAGUAUUUAUAGCUCAUUGUUUGUGUAAGCACCUGGGUAAAUGACCCUGUUGUCUUGGGAGUGGAGGAGGAGUCAAAGGUUUAUAAUUCCCUCAGGACAUAUGUGUUCAUUUAUUUGCUUUUCAUUUUUUAACUGGCUCAUUGUGAAAUAAAAAGCUCAUGUUUCCGACUUAAGUAAA
Messenger RNA from Morone saxatilis (striped sea-bass), 2617 nucleotides. RefSeq lists its product as uncharacterized. The record is from RefSeq and is a predicted model, not a curated record. Bases 196 to 1536 code for a protein of 446 amino acids. The transcript has 5 exons. Lineage: Eukaryota; Metazoa; Chordata; Actinopteri; Moronidae.